CGUCUUGAUUGUUGUUUGGCUGCUUCGUCAUGAUUGGCCUUAUGAGGCCUUCAAAGAACACCGCUGGGGGGGAAGGCAAGAGGAACUGUCUCGCGCCCCUUCACAUAAAGACAACUCACCCAGUUCUUGUCUGUGAGAUCGAGAAGACAUCUGGAGUAUACCUGUUUGUCUUUCAUCUAAGGAGAUCCCCUAUUUAUCUGUAUUCGUCCAGACUGUAUUCGUCUCGGCUACCCUGCCUGCCAUGGCCACUACUCCUAGUGCUGCUGAGCCAACCCGGCAACAGUUGAAUAAGAUUUUCCUUAACCAUCCCCCGCCUGGCACGGUACGACCUCCGAAGUUCCCGCCCCGUCCUGAUCAGGUCGAGCCCGUGGAAUGGGGUCCAUUUGUCACGCCCCAGGACGCGAGGCUUGCCUGGCGUGUGUGGUGGCUUCCCAACCAUCAAUUGGACUGGAAUGAACCGGGAGCAGGACCUGAACCCGAUGACAAUGACACUGUCGAUGCCUCCAUGAGAGAUACGCGGGAGUUAGCCCAUCACGUUUAUGAGCAUAUCAAGAAUGAGUAUAUCACGCCCGUGGACGAGGAGAAGUUGGCCGAAUGGGCGGAACAACAGACUGCCAACUGGACCCGACAGGACAUUUAUGCCGAGUUCAUCUCCGACGAGACUGUCGCUACAGAGGACGAUUUUGAAUACAGUCAACAAGUAGUCUCUGGGCCGAUCCGCGUCAAUGGCUAUAACAUCCUCACGCACCAAUAUUGGAAAAAGGCGAGGCUCGACCAAGAGCUGCAGAACAGAAACCUGGAGAUUACCGGCACGGUAAAAGAAAAACGCAAGAGAAUUCACGACGACGAAGUCAGAAAGAUCAGGGAGAGUGGAAAGGUUCGAGUCACCAAACUUUUACCGCGAAGCGAUCUCUCGCAAUGGAAUAUUAAACGUGAGCGCGAGAAGUCAUAUGGCAUCUACAAGCGUCCCGAGGAGAAACUCGCACCCUUGGACAUGUACACCUGGGCCAUCAGUUUGAGCCCAUAUAACCCUACCCUUUGGGUCAGCCGAGCGUACUGCCACUAUAUGCUCGGCCACUGCGAUCUCGCCCUCGGGGAUGCGUAUCGAGCUCAACUUCUCUGCGAUAUCCUGGUGGAUCCGCUCGAGCGAAACCGCAUGUCGGGGUUAUAUCCUCGGAUUUGGCACGCCAUCGAGCAGCACAUUCUGGCUGCGCCGUGGGAGUUAGACGACGACAAGAACCCCGGUCAGCAGGUAUCGGAAGACUACAUCGACAAGCCCACCCGCAUCAAACGUUCGAUUGAGAGGUUGCGCAGCUCAAAUGGGGUCAACUACUUUGUGCCGACACUGAGAAGGGCUCUCCAUCACAUCAUCAGUCUCAGCUUGUUGACACUGCAAUGUUGGGAUGAUUUCAUGGCCAUGGAGGAUCACCUUUCCCAACGCUUGAUCAUGCGUUUUGAAGAUCAGCGGUUGUUCGAUAUCAGAAAGAAGCUGUUGGAGCCAGUGGUCGAUGACUUCAAGAACCAUCCCGAACCUAGGCUCUACUUUUUUGAAUCCCGGUGUGGGAGUGUGCGAUAUAAUCCGUACCCCUAUGGUACCGAUGAUGUCGAUCGCUUAGACGCGGACUUUCUUCAGACGAUGGACUUCAACCUCUUUCACAAUCCGUUGCUUCCUGGGAGAAGUCGUUGCAAGUUACAGAAAUCCGGCGAGCACCAGAACGACGUGGGAGUAUUCGCCACCAGGGACAUCAAGCAAGGCGAGCUCGUCUAUGCCGAGGAGCCAUCGAUCAGAGGACAUCUCAAUCCUACCAUCCCGUCGAAGAAUGACUCCCUUACGCUCAAGAACAGAAGGUGUGACAACUGUCGGAAAGAACUUCAAAACCACGACUGGCGUGUUAUCCCGUAUGAUGGGUCAGGGACUCGAAACCAAGCGUUGAAAAAUAAGCGGAUUGCCUUCCGCUCGAUCGCCAAAGGGGAGCAUGCCGAUAUCUGCAAAUGCUAUUUGGACGACAACCACGAGCUCCUAGGCUUCUGUGCCGGCAAGACCGCGGGCCAGGACAAGACCUGUCUCGAGAUCGCACGCGAGUUGUACCACUUCCGAGUGUGCGGCAAGGACUGGAAAUGGUUACACAAUUCGAUGCGGCCGGUCUCCAAGGCCGAUAAUGCGAAUGACGAUGGCCAGAAGUACCAUUUCUCUCACACAAACGAAGCCCAUGGCACCGUGCUUAGCCUUCUACUACGCGAGGCCAUCGACAUCACGCUGAAGAGACGGGAAGAGACCGGGAACCCCAACCUCCUUGCUUACGAAAUCGAUGAGCUUCUCGUGAUGAAGAUCGCAGAAGAAGGGGAGGAAGAUCAAGUUCGCUUCCCCUUCACACUGGCCGCAAAUAUCAGAGUCCCAUGCGACAUUCUCCUGCAGCUGGGCGUGGACAUCUUCCGCGAUCUGAGCUUCGACACAUGGGUCAUCCAAAUGGUGCUGAGGAAGCUGUUGGUCGGAGCCGUGCCGUGGGACGAGCCUCGCCGCGGCACGAGCAACGACUUCCACGACGCUGUCAAGAAAAUCCCAGACCCGUGCAAAAGUCAAGUCGCCCGACAGAUACCCGCGGGUGUCACAGAUACCGAGCCCACCUUCCAGGCGCUGUAUAUCUUCCCGGGCUUCUACAUGUUCAACCACGCAUGCACCAACACGGCCAACGCCAACUGGAUGUUCAACGACGUAGUCCCCAACCGUAUCAUCGUCUACGCCAACAAGGACAUCUCCAAGGGCGAGGAGAUCAGGAUCUCCUACCGGGCCCGGCCCCUGUCGCGGAUCAACGCACGCAGACUCCUAGGAACCGACUGUCGGUGCGACGAGUGCCAGGAUAAGGGGGUUAAUCUCCCUCGUGCGUCGCCAGAGGCUCCAAAGCAUGAAACUGACAAGCAAAACAAUUCGGGAGGGAACACGAGCCAACCGGCAAAUGCUAGCCCGCAAGACAACAGCGGCUCAGGCACAGGCUCCGGCUCUGGAACAGGCGUCAGGACAGGCUCCAGGACAGGCUCUGGAACAGGCUCUGGAACAGGCUCUGGAACAGGCUCUGGAACAGGCUCUGGAUCAAAGUCAAACUCGGGCUCCGGGAGUAAUCAACAGCAAAGCGGCGACAGAUCAUCCAGCCAAAAACGCAAGACAUCCGGCGAGUCAAGUAAUACCAAGCGCAGACGGUUAGCCAACGCGGCGUUGGCGGCGAUAGAUGAUGAAUGAGUGUUUUUUUUUCGCCUUGUUACCUUGUAGGUCGUUUAUAGAACUGUUAGCUUGGCUUGCUGUCAAUAUUAUGUCAUUAGUUAUAGUUGCUCUGUGUACUCAGUACCUAAUUAUAAGUUGUUUAUUUCCCUGGAGACUUGGUAAUCUAUCCCAAGAGCAAGAUAUUCUCAU
Messenger RNA from Penicilliopsis zonata CBS 506.65, 3406 nucleotides. RefSeq lists its product as hypothetical. Bases 242 to 3235 code for a protein of 997 amino acids. The record is from RefSeq and is a predicted model, not a curated record. The transcript has 2 exons. Lineage: Eukaryota; Fungi; Ascomycota; Eurotiomycetes; Eurotiales; Aspergillaceae. Gene Ontology annotation, molecular function: protein binding.